Molecule: messenger RNA, 813 nt
Organism: Penicillium macrosclerotiorum
Lineage: Eukaryota; Fungi; Ascomycota; Eurotiomycetes; Eurotiales; Aspergillaceae
Exons: 1
Coding region: 1-813 (270 amino acids)
Source: RefSeq, a predicted model, not a curated record
AUGUGUCUCGUGCCCGAAACUUGCACCCUGGAGGCCUUUUUAAGGCGAGGUCUCGAGAUGAAGGCCUGGAUGGAGGCCCAACCACGGGUUCCCAUGUGGGUCAGUCAGGAACAUUAUACGCUUCGUGGUUUCUUGAGAAACAAAGACUGGACCGUCAAAAUAGAGUCUAAAGGCUUACCAAGCGAUUGUGUGCGCGAGGCCCUCGAUCUCGGGCUGCCUUAUAACCCUAAGGCUAAGGAUGAUAGCCACGACAGCAGCUAUAAGCAGAUCGUAGCCACGCUUCGCAAGAGAGGAGCGCCCGACGAGAUUCACGAAUUCGCUGGCCGGGUCGCCAAGCGUGUCUUGUUUGUUCUCAAGAUGGAACGGUCGGCUUCUGCUACUCCAUACAUGUCAGAUCUCAUGCGGGCUGCUUAUAUGCAUCGCCACCCCAUUGAAAGCCUCAAGCACAUCUUCUUUCUCCGCGUUACCAACAAGGAGGUGCGUAAUUUCAUCGUUCAAUAUCUCUACACGGAAGAACGUGGACUGUCUGUGCCCGAUUACAUUUCUCGUGUGUGGGAAUAUGGCACUUCUGAAUACCUAGGAUUGCUAGGCACUCGUGUUGGUCGCUUGGUCGGGUACUUUGUUAUGGGAUCGUUUCCCUAUGGGACUCAUCGAAUUGCAAGAGUUGUCACCUACACGACACUAUUUGGCUUUGUUAACAUGCGCUUUGAUAUCGAACUUGUUCCUACAGAGCUUGCUCCAAGUGGACCAUCAAGCUACUCCUUAUACAGUCCAUUCCUUCAAAACGAAUACGUUCAUUUUUCUUCAGCAUGA